Anopheles stephensi (Asian malaria mosquito) is the source of this 4154-nucleotide messenger RNA. RefSeq names its product beta-1,4-N-acetylgalactosaminyltransferase bre-4. NCBI's taxonomy places the organism in Eukaryota, Metazoa, Arthropoda, Insecta, Diptera, Culicidae. Gene Ontology annotation, molecular function: N-acetyl-beta-glucosaminyl-derivative 4-beta-N-acetylgalactosaminyltransferase activity. The transcript has 7 exons. The record is from RefSeq and is a predicted model, not a curated record. Gene Ontology annotation, biological process: glycosphingolipid biosynthetic process; carbohydrate metabolic process. The coding region runs from base 791 to 2404 and encodes 537 amino acids.
ACACUCCCCCCCCGUCGUCACGUUCUCCUCGCCGUACACUCUGUUCGUCUGAACAGGUCCACUGCAAGACACAAACAAUACCUACGGUGGCCAGCUAAAUUACAUAAAAUCAGACCCCAUUAGCCGGUCUUUCAAGCUCCCGGGUUUUGCAUGGCCUACAAACCGUGCAAUCUUCGGAACAGUACAAACUUACCAGCAUAUUCCUCGACGGCCAGCAGCAGCAGCAGCAGCACUCAGCACAGGAUCGACGGACUGUAAACAAACGUCCGUUCGCACAAUACAUUACGGCAGGUGUAGAAAUCAGCGUGCAGGAAUGAAAAAUACGCUGCAUUAGAAAGUUACGCAUACACCGCCGUGUGCACUGCGGCACGACGAUUGAUUCGUUUCGAGUGAAAUAUCGAUUUGUGAUUGGAUUGCGUUGCCGUAACCCGAAGUGGUUUGUGGUUGCGGAUAUCCGUAGCAUGGCACGUACUUCAGCCGCGCCGUGAUGAGCGAGCGACUGGCAAACGAUGGGACAUCGUCUUUGGUGAAUAUUUUCGCGUCGGAAAAUUGGCCACGUGUGAACCGAUCGAAAUAAUUUAGUGAGUUCACGUACCUCAUGAGCAUGAAUCAAUACCAGCUAUAGCCAGCUAGUCGUGGUGACCAUCCACCGAUCGUGCAGAAAAACGGUUCCAGGAAAAUCACGCUACACGACAGGUAGAACGAAAGCGACUGGUGCCCGGAAUUCGAUGUACUGUGGUACAAGGAAGAGCUCUCCACUGCUGACCCCCUUUUCUCCGUAAAUGGACUCAUGGCGUUCUGCAAUCGCACGCUCGCUAUCAAGGCAGCGUUGGGUGCAGGAUUUUUGCUGAUCCUGUUAAACCUUCUCAACUCCAAGCUGGACAGUGGCAGCGGUACCGGUCGAUACUCUUCACACCUUAAAACCGGAGGAGCAACCCAAUGGCCAAAGCGAACCCACGGCAGCCUAGAAUCCCACUCGCCCUCGUCCUCGGCGAUGGUAGGUAACGAUAGAACAGAGAGCACGAAUGGACAGCAGCAACACAACAACGAUGGGCAACCCAUGAACAACGAUUCGUUCGCUUCACCACCACCACCACUACCCGACCAUUCGGCGGAUGGUGAACGAAAUCAAGCAUCGAGCGCGGACGACAGAACGGGCACGGCACAGCACAAUAAUCCUGAAAUUAAACAUGUGAUACAAAACCACGCGCACGAACCAACCAAACGCACAGCUACGGUAUCUGAACAGUACGAACUGACCGAUGAUAAGCAGAACGGUAGUAACAUUUCCUCGAUCGUAACUCCUAGCGCUAGUGCUGGCAGCUCGCAGCAUAGUCAUUUUAGUAGCAAUAGCAUAGAUAAUGUAGGCAACAUCUCCGGGAUUCAUAACGUAAAGUCUGAAAAAGCAAGCGGCAACAAAUCCAUGCCCGAGGCGGCAGUUAACAACAAUGUUCAAAACUCCUCAACCCUGCUACCGGCACCGAAGCCGGAAAAUGCGGCCAACGUGCUGUUGCCCCGGGUGUAUGACGACGAUGAUGAGGAAGCAAGAGAGCCGGACCGGGGCUCCGAUUUGUCGGACAAGUUUACCAUAAACAGCUGUCCUCCGAUUCCUCCCAAUUUGGAUGGACCAAUCGAUGUGGACGUACUGUUUGAACCGAUCAGUGCGGUAGAGAAACGAUUCGCUUCCAAGCUGCAACCGGGCGGCCAGUAUGUGCCGCCGGGCUGUACGGCGCGGAACCGGGUCGCCAUCAUCGUACCGUACCGCGACCGCGAACAGCACUUACCGAUCUUCCUCAAGAACAUACACGCGCUGCUGAUGAAGCAGCAGCUCGAGUACGGCAUUUACAUAGUGGAACAGACCGCCGGAUCUUCGUUCAACCGUGCCGCACUCAUGAACAUCGGGUUCGUCGAAGCGAUGAAGCAAAAGAGCUGGGAGUGCAUGGUGUUUCACGACAUCGAUCUGCUUCCGAUGGACGAUCGCAAUCUGUACACCUGCCCGGACCAACCGCGCCACAUGUCGGUGGCGGUCGAUACGUUCGGGUUUAAGCUGCCGUACAGCACCAUCUUUGGCGGUGUGUCCGCCAUGACGGAGAAACAGUUCCGCAUGGUGAACGGGUUCUCCAACUCGUUCUGGGGAUGGGGUGGUGAGGAUGACGACAUGUCGAACAGAUUAAAGCACGUAGGAUUUCACAUCGCACGCUACCCGGUCAAUAUAGCGCGGUACACGAUGCUAAACCACAAAAAGGAAAAGGCCAACCCCAAGCGCUACGAAAAGCUAGUAAACGGCGCCAAACGCUUCGACAGUGAUGGGCUUAAUUCGUUGCACUAUCAGCUGGUAAACUUGAUACGCAAACCGUUGUACACCUGGAUCCAUGCGGCCAUUUCACCGGAUCAGGGCAGCUGAUGAUUGUCGUUUCUAGCGGAUUGGCUAGGAUAAAUUUACCACAACGCAAGACACAAGACGACAACGUGGUUCAUCCCCAAGCAGGGCGGGCUGUAGAUAUCUGCGUAGUAGAGGGAGUAGUAGUAGUAGUAGUAGUAGUAGAGGCCACAACAGUAACAGUGAGUUGAACGUGUUGGGUGUGCACGGGCACAACAAUUUUCAUCUUACGUAUAAUUUAGUAGAGCAAACUGUGUAAGAUAACGGGGAAACCUAUUUCCAUCCACUAGCAUUCAUGCGAAAAGCUGCAUUGCAGCAAGUCAAGUGUAGGCACAAAUUUUAAAAACAGCAAACCAUUGUACUCCAGAGAAUCCGCGUCAUCCUGUUUCCUUCUUCGGGAAAGUGAUAUAAAACUAUACAUCGUAAGUCAAUCGAUUAGACUUUAGCUUCCCGCAAUCCGCGCGUAUGUAUGCGCGUGUAUUAUUUAUGUAGAAAUAAGUUAGGAAAACAGUUGUAUCAAUCUUUCCCCAGUUCUCGAAUACUCUGCGGGACUAGAUACGUUGAUACGCGGUACUUACGUUGGCGCACGAGGAUUUCUGGCGGAGGGUCAUUCAACACAAAGCAGCAAAAACAAAGUCCAACAAAGUGUGCAGAAAAAUGUUAAACUAGAUUCGAAGAAUUUUUUAUAACUGAUUUGUUAGGUGUUUCCCCGCUGUUGGGCUUCAAAUAGUUGUUUAAUUUUCAAAAGGAAAAAAAAACGGUUAGGUGGUGUCGUGCUGGGUGGAUGGUUUUGUUUUAAUCGCAAGAAGAAGAGCGACAUCAUCACGACGUCGCUGCAACAAUGAUUCUCUUGUCUGUGUUAUUUAGUGUAUAAUUAGGCGCGCUGCAAAGCUGCAAUACCCCCUGAAAUGGAAUGUAAACUAUCUGUUAAUGCUCACUUAGCUUGUUAUUUGUGAAUCCUCAAAGCCCCUACCUACCGUACGGCAACGGAUUGUGUUCUCUCAGCGGUGGUGCAAAGAAAAACGGGAAACGAGUAGCAAUAAUACUAACAAACGGAGCAUUACUUACUACUGCAAACGGAUGCACAAGUUACACGGUUUAAGCUAAAUUUGUUAUAAUCAAAAGUUACGCCGCACACAAAUGGGCACAAACAAUGUUUAUUAGGUUCCGUCCGGCUGUACCGAAUAGUAAUCUCAAACACUGCGGAAAAAUUAGUAUGGCUAUGGACAGUAGGUUAAUACGAAAUGCUAAAACUUUAUAGACGAAAUGGCCACCCCUAAAUACAUUUUCCAACACACAUCUAACUAACUAAACUCCAUGACACAGCCCCAAGGUGGAGAAGAAUUUCGGGGUAAAGCUCGCGAAGAAGCCAGCUCAUACGAGGGGCAUACGUAUAACGAUAGAGGACAACACACGUGUUGUGGAUGGACGGUGGUUAUUAUUAUGCAUCCAGUUCACCUGUUGGGCUGUUAUUAUUGCUAUUUUUGGGCCGGUUGUUAAUUCCAUUUAUUACUACCACACUGGUGAGGCGACAGAAGGGUGUGUCCACGGUACCGGACACAGAGCAGAGCGCCACACACGGUACGAACAAAACUACUAAUUCCCUUUCAAAACUAAUCCACCAUCGCUAGUAUCUUGACAUGAUAAUCCACAAUUAUUCUUAAAAUUACCAGGCGAUUGAAAGGUAGUGCGUGACGAUACUCUGAAAUCGAAUUCCAAACAAUAAACCAAUAGUAGGGAACCAAUAAUAAUAGCACACCUCGUACCUAUAUUA